AUGGACGAGUAUGAACGGGAUGAUUAUGAGCAAGAUGAUGAACCGGUCUCUAGCUCAGAAGAAUGCGGUGCGGGAACUUCUCGCAAUGUUACAGCGCAUCAACAACAACAAUCGCCUCGUUUAUUUCAAACUAUCUACGACAAAUACACAUCGAACUCCCGUCCUGCUGCAAGAAUCGAAUCCCCUCAGAUUGACGCAGAGGCAUCUACCUCUCACCCCAUGAUUCCCGUCCUUCAUCGGCAUGGCUUAAUUGACCCUACAUCCAGCGCCAACUCGAUUGACAACGCCCAAGCGUAUGUCUCGUCUAUAUGCCCUGUGGGGGGUCAACAGCUCAAGCAAUGGGUGAAGUGGUCCAAAGGAGCCGCUAAAGCACCGGAUGGCGGCUUCGAGCAUAGGCCUCUGGCACCAGGAGAGUGGGUAGUAGUGGGAAGAGGGACAUAUACUGGUGAUGCCGCACAAAUACUUCGAUGUAGUUCUGCAACAACUGGAGAGGAAGGGUAUCGGGUGCUAAUCGUCCCCUGUAUCGCGCCGCUUUGGGUUCUGGAAUCCAAGAAGCGAAAGAGGGGUGCCCGCUUUGAUGCACGUUUGUUCGACCUGGAGGACUACGACGUUGAUGUGGCGCCGGAGGCACGCGAUCUUCGUCUGUACUCUUUUCUCGGAAAAACAUUCAGUCAUGGCCUUCUGAUAAAAUUCUUUCGGACGUCGACGUUAACGCCCAUCAGCUGUAUACCCUCGCGCACGCGCUUCCUUUUCAAAGAUCACCCUUUUUCGAAUAGAUUCCCCUAUCCUCAACCUGAUUUUUGGUACUUCGAAUCUGACGAAGUCGUAGACGUUAUGGAUGACCCUCUGGUCCCGAAUGGGCGAGGUAUCCUUCAAAUCGUUGACAACACGAACUACACUGUCAAUUUCGGGGAUACUGGUACACACUGUGUUAAGAAAAGCAGCUUACGGAAGAUCGUCGUCCUUGGCGAUUAUGUUGAAGUUAUUGUUGGUCGUUAUGCGGGAGCGGAGGGCCUUGUUGUGGCCAAACAUGGCUCCAUUCUCGCAAUAUCGCAGAAAUCAAGUCGCAAAGGGAUCGACAUGCUUGUUGACGCUAACUCCUGCAAGCGCUGCACAUGCGCUGCGUUUCACCAUUCGAGCAUUCCCUGGUAUAACGUAGAUGUGACCAUCAUUCAAGGAUUGUACUCUCCGCGAGAUGCAGUUAUCAAGGAUGUGAAGCGGGGUCGCUACAACGACUGCCUUGUUCUGAAUGUUUACAUUCCGGAACUGGGGUGUUCUGCAGAGGUGGAGGAUGUCAAUGUUACAUUAAAAGGGCUCACGUCGUUCACGCCUUUGUGGGAAAUGCUACCACUCGACCCAAUUAAGCACAGACAAUAUCAUAUUGAUCGCACGAUCAGAGUGAUGCGGUCUGGAAAGGUUCCCUGGCUCGGUAUUGAGGUUGCUGUUAUACGCGGCCCAUUCAAGGGUUCACGAGCUCUUGUUCGUGAUGUCAAUCGCACCAGCAAUGACUAUGCGGUCUCUGGCCUCGAACUCACAGUUGAACUGAAGGUAUUCAGUGCGAAUGGAAGCAACCGACUCGAAAAGGUGUACUAUGAUCACGUUCGGGAAUGGCGGACAGGAAAGCUGCUCUAUCAGUAUCGCGCUUUGAACAGACAGCAGGAAUUCUAUCUUCCCUGCGAGAAGUUUGAACCCACCAUUGUAACCAUUGAACGUACACCUCUGACAUUUCAACCACUUGAGCUAAAGGAACGCCCUGGCCCUGUUGACUGGGAAAGGUUACUCAAGGAGACAGAAGAAGAGUUGGCAAAACAGUUGAAGGAGAUGGAGGAAUACGAGAAGGCAAACUCAGAGAUCCCUCCAGGAGGCACUCCUGUACCAAUUCGAGACCAGAGUUCUGUUGUCGACAUCUGGGAUCCUUACUUUGAUGAUGGAUGGGAUGAUUUAGACAUGUACAGCAGCUCGUGGCCAGUACCGGACACCCUUCAAGUUCCUGCAUGUGAAGCGAGCACCAGCUCACAACCCAUACCCUGUUCUCCGGACCACUGGCUCUUCGAUCGUCGCCUCCUGAAUGUGCCAAUUCUUGUCGAUAUCAAGGGAGGUCCCCACGAUACGUCAAGCAAAAAGGCAGGUGUCUUUGUCAAGCCGACACUCUCACCCAUCGGGAUGGUAGUUGCGAGGUACAACACUAGGAGCGAGAACCUCGAUCUACCUCACAACUGUAUUGUAAAAUUUCGAAAAAGGCCGAGCGGAGAGAGCUUGUUGAUCGUUGUCGGUGGAAACGACGAACAUAUUGGAAAACUUGUACGCGUCAUCGAGUCGUUCCACUCUGACAAAGCCAAAACGGAGAGCUGGGCUGUGUGUGGUGUGGUAUCGGGUCGCGGUAAGGAUGUACAGUUCACAGGAGAAAUUUUCGAGGUCUCGACGGAGUUUCUUGAGACGGUUGAUGAAACAUCUGGAGAUCGAGCAUGGGCCAAGCAUACUCUGCUGCCUCGUGCGCAAAUGGCUGCCCGCAAUCAACGCCGGCCUAUACGACAGCCGGGGGAAGUGGAUUAUGCGUCACUUGCACAGGUGAUUCAUCAGCAGAACCGGGAUGUUGCUGCUGCAAAGUUGACCUAA
Marasmius oreades (fairy-ring Marasmius) is the source of this 2616-nucleotide messenger RNA. RefSeq lists its product as uncharacterized. Bases 1 to 2616 code for a protein of 871 amino acids. Gene Ontology annotation, molecular function: structural constituent of ribosome. The record is from RefSeq and is a predicted model, not a curated record. Gene Ontology annotation, cellular component: ribosome. NCBI's taxonomy places the organism in Eukaryota, Fungi, Basidiomycota, Agaricomycetes, Agaricales, Marasmiaceae. The transcript has 4 exons. Gene Ontology annotation, biological process: translation.